Messenger RNA from Adineta ricciae, 399 nucleotides. Lineage: Eukaryota; Metazoa; Rotifera; Eurotatoria; Adinetida; Adinetidae. The record is from the annotation of a GenBank genome assembly.
AUGACAAUCCCAAACUGUAAAGCAAUGAACAAUACGUGCGUGAUCCUUGUGCUGUUAUUUGCAUUGGUUUCAUGUAUAUUAUCCUCGUAUCUUGAUAUCCCACCGCCACCUGAACGACCUAUACGCUUCAAAACCAAAGAACAGAUUGAAAGCUAUCUCAAAGCUGUGAAAGAUUAUUAUGAUGCAUUUAAAGUAAAGCUUGUCCGUCGGGAUGAUUCGCCUUUAGACGUGUAUAACGAGUGGAAUAAAUUCACCAAUACUGUCGAUCACAGUGAAGAUGAUGGUACAGACGACACUCACGACGAAAUACGUCUAUUAAAGAAAUUAUACAAUAAUUAUAAACAAAAGCAUCCAUCAAGAAUGUCGAUCAGACCUGCCGAACAAAACCGCGUCACAUAA